AUGACGAGCCUUAAGAUAAAGAAUCAGCUGUCUCUCAAACAAAGAUUAUACGAAGAAAACGAUCACCAGUCAAUAGUAGAGCUCAUCUCUAUUAUUAAUGUAUUUAUAUUGGAACAAGCUUUGAAAGCAGACAGGCUGGUGAAUAACGACAUAUCCUUCUUGAUUUACAUGGGACACCUAUUUAUUAUGCAAGAACGAUAUGUCGCUCGUAGACGUGGUGACCAAGAGAUCUACGGCCAAUGGACUAUCAACCACCCCAAUCUGAAUGAUAAAGAUGGUGUAGAGAAUAACUUCAAGACGCUUUAUCGCAUUUCGAAACGACUUUUGAAAAAUUUGUCAAUUUAUGUUUUUGUAUAA
Molecule: messenger RNA, 357 nt
Organism: Phycomyces blakesleeanus NRRL 1555(-)
Lineage: Eukaryota; Fungi; Mucoromycota; Mucoromycetes; Mucorales; Phycomycetaceae
Exons: 2
Coding region: 1-357 (118 amino acids)
Source: RefSeq, a predicted model, not a curated record